AUUCCAUUCGAGUUUUGUUAUGGGGAUAAGCCGCCGCGAAUUCGGCUGCCUUACAUCCAAUUUUUGAUCAGCAUUUAUUCCACUCCCUUUGCCCUAUUUCCGCAAUUGAAGCCUACCCAUCACCCUUUCAUCUUCCCCUCCCUUCGCUGGCUACCUUAGUGCCAUCUCAAGUGUAGGAUGACCCAUAUCUCCCCUCCUGUGUAUACUGUCUGGUCAAUCCUAUCUGUGGCUCAUCUUGGGUUCCUUAUCUCCCACCUCUGGAAAUUUGAUCGAUUCCGCUGCGUGAGCACAAAUUCGGGCGCUUUUAAGCGUGUUAUGACCUUCGCCUACCUGACCGCACUCCCACUUUGUUCCGCUUACAGUAUCGGGAUGAUGGUAUUGAAGUACAGAGAGGGAUACAUGGAGUUUCCUGGGUUUGGAGUUAUUCCGAAGCCAUAUUUCUUUUGGACUGAGCAAGACAUGAAGCUCCUCAUUCCUCUCAACAUGAUCUUUGCGGUUGCGUGGGGUCUGGAAAUUGUGUCGCAUCUAGAAGAACUUUGCUUUUGGUUGUUUCUCACGGUCAUACGGCCGAGACACACCUCAUGGCUCAAGUCCAUUCAGUUCAAAAUGUGGGCUCUUGGUUCUGUUGCGGGCAUGGUGGGGAUACCUUUGACUACCUGGUUGACGCGUAACGAUCCUCUCAAGUGCGAGGCAUAUAUGUUCUUAGUUGGUAGUUCUGCAGACUUGCUUAUCACUCUAGUCUCAUUGAAAAUUCUAUGGGUCUUCCCGGGAUUUGUUGAUCGCGUCAAAUCCGCUGGGGGAGAGCCAGAGGUCGUCAUCCGAUUACUCACUUUCAGUGACCUGAAUGUCACACGUAUCGUAUUCCGUUUCGCUUUCUGUGUCCCGGUCCUUAUUCUUGCAAUCGAUGGGGUGAACCCGCAUCCACACAUCAAUGAAAAGGCACUGUGGACAGACUUCUGCGCUACUCUUGCUGGAGUGGGCCUUGUCAUUUCAUCCGCUCACACACUCCUUAUAUUCUUCCCCCGGUCAGUGGAACGCCGAACUGGCUACUCUCAUUCCCGCCGCACAAUUGGAAGACCAGAGGGAAUAUCUCUCAAACCUCUUCCUGCGCAUAACCCCCAAGCACCCGUCUCACAACAGCAUCUUGUUAGCGCCGACGGCACCUCGCACAAUCAUCAGCCCUCCUAUGUUGUCACUUCCCCACAAUCCAAACCCCGAACACUUAUCAUUGAAGAUGAUGCAGAAUAUGAUGCAGAAGAAUACGAAUCGUUCGUUAUGGCCAGGUCCAGUAAUAAGAGGACGGAGGUCUGGGAAAUGGCCAAGCAUUGGUUUUGAUCCAAACCCCCAAGGGGCCGGGCAGAGUCAUCUUGCUCAAUUGGGCACUGUCCCCAAAAGGCCGCCGAGGCGUGAUCUGAACCCAUUAGC
This is a messenger RNA of Cantharellus anzutake, 1425 nucleotides long. RefSeq lists its product as uncharacterized. The record is from RefSeq and is a predicted model, not a curated record. The transcript is spliced from 16 exons. Bases 178 to 1335 code for a protein of 385 amino acids. NCBI's taxonomy places the organism in Eukaryota, Fungi, Basidiomycota, Agaricomycetes, Cantharellales, Hydnaceae.